AUGGCUAGCAUUAUUCGCGCAGUCUGCGAAGAGAACCUAAUCGUAUCGACUCCCUUACCCUCCCCUUUUCUGCGAAAAAAAUAUUUAGGACAGUUGUCAGGUUCCAAACAACCCUCUAUCUGGACGUCUUCGUCGUUGGAUCCGUAUGUUAAUCUGUCCAUUGAAGAGUAUCUUUUUAGGAAGGUAGAAGUCGAUCGCCCGAUCCUGCUCAUCUAUCGAAACCGAAAGAGUGUAAUAAUCGGAAGAAAUCAGAAUCCAUGGCAAGAGUCGAAUUUAGAAGAACUAGAACGACAGGGGAUAUCUUUGGUCAGGAGACGAAGUGGUGGAGGGACGGUCUACCACGACGAGGGGAACACCAACUAUUCGAUCAUGCUACCUAGAGACCAAUUCGAGCGACGGACGAAUGCAAGACUGGUGGCGAAUGCCGUCCAAGAAAUGAGCAUCGAUCGGGUGAAUGUCACCGACCGAUACGAUGUCUGUGUGGGCGAUCGAAAGGUCUCUGGCUCCGCAUUCCGAAUCACGGCCAAACGCGCAUACCAUCACGGAACAAUGCUGAUCAGCUCGAAUCUCGCCCAACUCAAAGGCGCCCUUCGGCCGACUCCCAACAUGAAUAUCGUCGACUCCAAAGCCGUUGGCUCGGUGCGGUCUCCUGUCACUAGUCUGGUCGACUCGGUCACCAAUGAUAUCAACCACCACUCCUUCGUCCAACACCUCUGCCGCGCAUUUUCGAAACACUACUAUCCUUGCUUGGACCACCCAAUCAACCCGCAGAUUAUUGACGAACACGAACUGAAGAAAAACGACUUCGUCCGCGCUGGCUAUGAGGAAUUAAAGUCAUGGGAUUGGAUCUUCGGACAAACACCGCAAUUUACGCGCGUAUUUGAGAUUCAGAGGGACGAUCAAACCGGUCUCAUUCCUGUUCAAGUGACCUACAAGAAUGGUGCGAUUAUUGAGAUUAAGAUCGAUGAUCAUCUCUUGCAAACCGACUCAUCUAUUCAGCAGAAAAUUUCGAGCCGAUUCUCCUUAGGCGAUCGGAUCGACUUUUAA
Messenger RNA from Puccinia triticina, 1047 nucleotides. RefSeq lists its product as uncharacterized. The record is from RefSeq and is a predicted model, not a curated record. Gene Ontology annotation, biological process: protein lipoylation. Bases 1 to 1047 code for a protein of 348 amino acids. The transcript is spliced from 10 exons. Gene Ontology annotation, cellular component: cytoplasm; mitochondrion. Gene Ontology annotation, molecular function: lipoyltransferase activity. Lineage: Eukaryota; Fungi; Basidiomycota; Pucciniomycetes; Pucciniales; Pucciniaceae.